Messenger RNA from Oldenlandia corymbosa var. corymbosa, 1104 nucleotides. The record is from the annotation of a GenBank genome assembly. NCBI's taxonomy places the organism in Eukaryota, Viridiplantae, Streptophyta, Magnoliopsida, Gentianales, Rubiaceae.
AUGGAGUUUAAGAUAGUGUUAUUUUGCAUGUUUUUGUUCAUCAAUAUCAUACUGAGCCAUGCAGCAAUGAACAAAUUUACUGUCAAGUCCAUUAAGAGCCAAGACGGGGACGUGAUUGACUGUGUGGAUAUCUAUCAUCAGCCAGCAUUCGACCACCCAUUGCUCAAAGAUCACACCAUCAAGGUCGCGCCCAGCUAUCAUCCAGAAGGAUCAAAUAAUGGUAAAAAGCAGAAGGUUCCGCAAAUAUGGCAAUUGAGCGGAGAAUGCCCGGAAGGAACCAUUCCUAUUAGAAGAACAGAAAAUGGAGCAGCAUCCAUGACAAAGAAGAAACCGAUUUUUUCUAGUUCAAUAAGCACCGAUGCCGAUGUCCAGCUUCGUCACGAGUAUGCGUAUACACAAACACCAACGGGCAAAUACUUUGGAACAAAAGCAAUCAUAAACGUAUGGCAACCAUACGUAGAGGGUUCACGAGAAUUCAGUUUGUCUCAACUUUGGAUUGUAGCCGGCUGGGGUUCAACUCUCAAUACUAUUGAAGUCGGUUGGCACGUCUUCCCGCAGAUAUAUGGAGGAAGUAAUAGCACAAGACUUUUCAUUUACUGGACUAAUGACGGUUAUCGGACGACUGGAUGCUAUAACUUGGGUUGCGCGGGUUUUGUUCAGACCAACAACCAAAUGGCAAUAGGGGGUGCCAUCAGUCAAUCCGAAAUUACACUACUCGUUUGGAAGGAUCAAAAACAAAAUGUGUGGUGGCUACAAUAUAACGGUGUGAUUCUUGGUUACUGGCCGACGACGAUAUUUACGCUGUUGAAAGAUUCCGCAUCAUUGGUGCAAUGGGGCGGAGAAAUAAUAAACUCGAGCCCUAACGGAAUGCACACUGGAACUGACAUGGGCAGCGGCAGUUUUCCGCAAGCAGGGCCGGGCAAAGCAAGUUACUUCCGAAACCUACAGCUGGUGAAUGAUGCCAAUACUUUAAUAUCUCCUCCUAAUAAUCUCGGCGGUAUUGCUACCAAUAAAGCUUGCUACAAUAUUAACGUUGGAGUUAAUAGUAACUGGGGAAAUUUCUUUUACUAUGGAGGUCCAGGAAAAAACCCUAACUGCCCAUAA